Messenger RNA from Panicum virgatum (switchgrass), 741 nucleotides. RefSeq names its product protein yippee-like At3g08990. Lineage: Eukaryota; Viridiplantae; Streptophyta; Magnoliopsida; Poales; Poaceae. The record is from RefSeq and is a predicted model, not a curated record. Gene Ontology annotation, cellular component: ubiquitin ligase complex. The coding region runs from base 122 to 469 and encodes 115 amino acids. The transcript has 5 exons.
GUGACGAUGGCGCGCGGCCUCUCCAAGUCCACGGUCGACGUGGGGUUGCCAACCACUCCGUCCCCUAGACUCCGAUCCAGUUCUCCCGACCAGAGAGCUUCCUAGUGGCCUCGUGGCCCCGAUGGAGUGCGGCACGGGCACGCCGAUCCUCGAGCUCGACGACGCGCACGGCAACGUCUACCGCUGCAAGCACUGCCACACGCACCUAGCCCUCACCGACGACAUCAUCUCCAAGGAUUUCUACUGCAAGGACGGGAAGGCUUACCUCUUCGAUAAGGUUGUGAAUGUGAGCGUUGGAGAAAACGAAGAUCGUAUGAUGAUCACAGGGAUGCAUACCGUUUCUGACAUCUUUUGUGUCCGCUGCGGAGUGAUUCUUGGAUGGAAAUAUGAGGUUGCGUUUGAGAGGACCCAGAAGUACAAGGAAGGGAAGUUUAUUCUGGCCAGAAAUCAGUUGCUGGGGCCUAAAUGAAGCCAUUGCCAGGUCCCAAAAGAUGCUCAGUGAUGUGGAUCGACUAAGGCGCGAAUGGUGUAUGUAUCUAUGAACUGCUGCAAUUCGACAAGCUCAUCAUCAAGCUUGUGUACUCAGCUCUGUGCUGCUGUACUUAGGGGCCAACGGGGUGGGUGUGCCUUCAUAUACAGACUGUCAGCUGUUUCUGCAUGUGUGUGUGGUUGUGCCAUGCAAAAACAAUUAACUAUUAACCAAAUAAGCUAUGUCAAUGAAAAGAUUGGUAGUUUUAUUUC